Malania oleifera is the source of this 612-nucleotide messenger RNA. RefSeq lists its product as uncharacterized. The coding region runs from base 1 to 612 and encodes 203 amino acids. The record is from RefSeq and is a predicted model, not a curated record. The transcript has a single exon. Lineage: Eukaryota; Viridiplantae; Streptophyta; Magnoliopsida; Santalales; Ximeniaceae.
AUGGCUUUAGAUUCAAAUUUUGUGCAGGCGGCGAUCCCACGUUUUGAUGGUCACUACGACCAUUGGAGUAUGUUAAUGGAGAACUUUCUACGGUCAAAAGAGUAUUGGCUGAUCGUUGAAUCUGGAAUUGAAGAACCAACAACAAAUACAGUCGUGACGGAUGCCCAGAAAACAGCAUUGGAAGGGAGAAAGCUAAAAUAUUUGAAGGCAAAAAAUUACCGUUUUCAAGCCAUUGAUCCUCCCAUCUUGGAAACAAUUCUUAGCAAAGAAACUUCCAAAGAUAUUUGGGAUUCCAUGAAGAAAAAAUAUCAAGGCUCUAUUAGAGUGAAGCGUGCACAACUUCAAGCUUUGAGAAGAGAUUUUGAGGCUCUACAAAUGAAGGAUGGGGAAUCUAUCACCAGCUAUUGUACCUGGACAAUGGAGAUCGGCAACAAAAUGCGAUUUCACGGUGAGAAGAUGGACGAUGUCACCAUUGUGGAGAAGAUAUUGCAUUCCCUGACACCAACAUUUGAUUAUGUCGUGUGUUCAAUUGAAGAAUCGAAAGACAUAGAUGCAUUCUCUCUUGAUGAACUGCAGAGCUCCUUGCUGGUCCAUGAACAGAAGAUGAACUGA